AUGGAAACAGCGAAUAAUCCAAACCCACAGCAUUACUGGAUUGUACAACAAGUUAAUCAAUUACCACGUCUUGCCACGUAUGAACAAUAUGAUCCCAUUGCAAAGCCCAGAUUUCGGCUCAAUAAUAUGAUAAGAGAACAUGAACGAGCGCAACUUUCAUGGUUAACUGGACGAGAUGCACAUUCACAACUCUUUUUUACGCCACCUCGUGCCCAUUUACUACAUUGGACAAGUAAUCAACCAACGAUGCUAAAUAAUCGUCAAUAUCGCGGAAUCACAUCGACUGAUCAGCAACAGCUCCCCCCGAUAUAUUAUCCGAACAUUAGAACAAUGCAACCAACAGCAUAUCAAAGCAAUAAUUUGCAGCAUAUACUUGUUCAACCUGCUAGCUUCGCUCAAUUUGGUUAUAUUCCUAUGUCGACAAUGCUCUCCGCAAUUCACAGCAUAUUAUCAAUCUUGAAAGAGACAAUAGACUCGAAGAACGGUAAUGCCGAGAGUAAUUCCGUCACUGCAAGUGGGGAAGAGAAAGAAAACUCACUCCCUGAUGACGGAGGCGUUGAGACUGAAGAAGCUGAAAAUAAAAAUGGUACAAUGUUAGUACACAAGUUGACCGCGUUGGAAAAAAAAUCUAAGAGUGAAAUAGACAAAAAUUAUGCUAGCAGUGGGAUGACAUCAACAAGCGUGAAUGAAUCUGCUACUGAUGACGGAAGUAAUCUAUUAGAAAGUUUACUGCGGGGCCGAUUAGAUAAAAUUGACUGGAUAGGUUCACUUCUUGGCACAAACCAACUACCGAAUAAAGAAGAAGGUAGUGCUUUUGCUGAAAUCUUCCAAGGUGGAAUAUUUGGUCCAGCAAACUAG
Molecule: messenger RNA, 858 nt
Organism: Thelazia callipaeda (thelaziosis nematode)
Lineage: Eukaryota; Metazoa; Nematoda; Chromadorea; Rhabditida; Thelaziidae
Source: the annotation of a GenBank genome assembly